AUGGAUCAAGACUCUUUUCGGCAAUUGCUACAAACUCCGCGGCCAGGCGCGUCGAGCACACCCACGGCUCGCGGCACAUUACUCGGCCAGGCUAAGAAACCUGCGGCCGCGAAGAAGGCUUCCAAUGAACCCGCCUUCAAGCCUCGCAACGUGAAGAAGGACAAGGAUGGCGAGAAGAAGAAAAAGGACGCGAGAUGGAGGGACCGUGCUGCAGAGCGAAGAGAGGGCAAGGAAGGCGACUUUGCGGACGUCGAGGCGGUUCUGAAGGAGUUUGAGAAGCGGAAUGAAGGGGAGGAAGAUAUGGAGGACAAACGCGCAUACCUUGGCGGAGACGCCGAACAUUCUGUCCUCGUCCGUGGCCUAGACCGUGCUCUCCUCGAACAAAACCGCGCACGUCUCGCCUCACAUACGAAUGCCGAAGCAGACGAGGAUCUUGAAGCCACCUUCUCGUCACUACCUGCCGCCAAACCCGACUCCGCUGCACCGAAGAAGGGCGCAGACGGCAAGAAGCGCAGUAGAGCGGACAUCUUAGCCGACUUGAAGGCGAAGAGAGAUGGCGGAGUACCAGCGACACCUGACGACGCACCAUUUCCGAAUAGCAAGUUCAAGCCGAUUGCUGCGAGUAGCGGGUUCAAGCCCAUAGGCGAGAAGAAGAAAAAGAAGAAGAGGGCGAAGGAAGAGGCAGCGAAUGGGGAAGACGGAGGCAAGAAGAAGAAACGGAAGAUGGACGAGGGCGCAGUAGAAGGGAGGAAUGGAGCUGGGAUGGAGAAGGAGACGCCAGGUGCAACGAAUGAGCCCGUAUCGAGACCACCUGCACCUGAACCUGAACCCGUCGACGAGGACUUCGACAUAUUCGCAGACGCAGGAGAGUACGAAGGCGUCGCAGACUCUGGAUCCGACUCUGACGAGGAUAAACCGCGGCCACCCUCACCACCUCCGGCUGCUGGACUGCCACGACGAGGAUGGUUCGACGAACCUGAGCCAUCACCUCCUCCGACUGCACCAUCUCCACCUCCUGCAACCGAUAAAGGGAAAGGAAAGGCACCGGGUCCCGACAUCGAAGAGGGCGAGAUGCAAGAUGACCACGAAGAAGAAGAACAGCCUAUACGCCUACAGCCUCUCUCGUCUUCGACCGUGCCGUCUAUCCGUGAGAUUCUGGCCGCUGACAAGGCGGCGGAGAAGGAAGAGGCGCGGAAAGCGCGCAAGGAGAAGAAGAAGAAGGGCAAAGGGGAGCUGAGCGAGGAGGCGAAGAUCAACCGUGAUCUUCAGAAGAUGAAGGUGCUUGAGGCGAAGAAGGGCAAGUAG
Messenger RNA from Peniophora sp. CBMAI 1063, 1305 nucleotides. NCBI's taxonomy places the organism in Eukaryota, Fungi, Basidiomycota, Agaricomycetes, Russulales, Peniophoraceae. The record is from the annotation of a GenBank genome assembly.